Molecule: messenger RNA, 3571 nt
Organism: Hevea brasiliensis (rubber tree)
Lineage: Eukaryota; Viridiplantae; Streptophyta; Magnoliopsida; Malpighiales; Euphorbiaceae
Product: probable leucine-rich repeat receptor-like serine/threonine-protein kinase At3g14840
Exons: 25
Coding region: 235-3375 (1046 amino acids)
Biological process (GO): protein phosphorylation
Molecular function (GO): ATP binding; protein kinase activity; protein binding
Source: RefSeq, a predicted model, not a curated record
GGUAUAUAUACAUCUCUAUUACUAACAAUUAACUGAGUCCAUCUCCUUCUUACCUCAUGCAGGAUUUACUUUUGCAUGAUUGAGGGAGCAUGGAGCAUAGUGUUGUAGAAUUUCCUAUAUAACUCACUCAACAACACUUCUGUCGAACAAUAAAUCUCUAAUUUGAGCAGCUUUUUUUCCUCCGCUGGAACCAUCUUUGCUUUCAAUAAACAGUGUUCCCCCCUACUCCUAGGUAUGAUGAGUUGCUUUGAUCGCUCGUCCUUGCAUCCAGAAGAAGCCUCAAGCAACACGAAGUGGUUGAAGAAGAGGAAGGCUCGAGCUCCUGGAAUCUUCAGAAUUACCUUUAGUUUGCUUAUGCUUAUGUGGCUAAUGUGCACGGUUGAAGCACAAGCUGAAUCUAGCCAUCUUGCAGACGGUGAAGUGCAAGCUUUACGUGAAAUUGCAAAACAAGUGGGAAAAGAAGACUGGAAUUUCAGCGUAGACCCUUGCAGUAAUCACUCGAGCUGGCAGACACCAAAACCAGAAGCCAUGCCAUGGUACAACAAUAGUCUCAUCUGCAAUUGCAAAGGCCUGGAUGGCGUGUGCCAUGUGGAGAAACUAUUUCUCAAAGGGCAAGAUCUUCCUGGUGUGCUUCCAGCAUCAAUUGUGAAGUUGCCUUUCCUCAAGACACUUGAUCUGACUCGUAAUUACCUUAGUGGGAAUAUACCACCUGAAUGGGCUUCCACAAAGUUGGAAUAUCUGUCAAUCACAGUGAACAGCUUAACAGGACGCAUUCCAAGUUACUUGGGAAACAUCACGUCGCUUAUAUACUUGAGCAUAGAGAACAACUUCUUUUAUGGAACUGUUCCUGUAGAGCUUGGAAACUUGGUUAAUUUGGUGAAUCUCAUUCUUAAUGCCAACAAUCUCACUGGAGAGUUACCUCUGGCUCUCACUAAAAUCACCAAAUUAACUGAACUUAGGAUUAGCAGUAACAAUUUCAGUGGAAAAAUACCCAGUUUUAUCCAGAGUUGGAAACGACUUGAGAAGCUAGCAAUCCAAGGUAGUGGCCUUGAAGGCCCCAUUCCCUCUAGCAUUUCUGUCUUGACUAAUUUAACUCAACUGAGGAUUAGUGACUUAGGUGGGGAAGGUUCUAACUUUCCAUACGUAGGAAACAUGAAAAACUUAAAUUAUUUGUUAUUGAGCAACUGCAAUAUAACUGGAAAUUUCCCAGAGUAUAUAACGCAUAUUGCAAAUCUGAAAGACUUAGAUCUUAGUUUCAACAGAUUGACUGGAAAUCUACCAACAAAUUAUCUGGAUUUAGUGGCCCUGGAGAGCAUGUAUCUGACAAGCAACUUUCUAACUGGACCGAUCCCCAAGUGGAUUCUUGAGAGAAAUCAUAGAUAUGCAAUAGAUAUUUCCUACAAUAAUUUCUCUGAAACUUCUGUUCCAUCUGCUUGUCCAGUCACGGUGAAUUUGUUUAAAAGCUCUUCCAGAGGGAAAAAUUCAAAGGCUCUGGAGUGCCUGACCAACUCUUCUUGUUCGAAAGAGCUUUAUUCAUUGCAUAUAAACUGUGGUGGAGGAGCAGUCACCAUUGGAGACAUUAGCUAUGAUGGAGAUGAAGAGGAUGGAGAGGCCACAAGAUAUGUUCACACAAAAGAAAAUUGGGAAGUUAGUACCACUGGACAUUUUUGGGAUGGGGAAAAAAAUUCCUUAAUUGCAUACAUAGCAGAAAAUGUAUCCACAUUAAGAAUGAGAAACUCUGAAUUGUACACAACAGCGCGUCUAUCGCCCCUCUCUCUCACAUACUAUGCACGUUGUUUAGCCAAUGGGAAUUACAAUGUGACGCUUCACUUUGCGGAGAUAAAAAUCAGAGAUAAUAGAUCCUUCCACAGUCUGGGAAGACGGAUAUUUGAUGUUUAUAUCCAGGAUGAACUCAUGUUGAAGGAUUUUGAAAUCAAAAAGGAAGCACAAGGGGUGGAUAAAGUAAUAAUUAAAUCAUUUAAAGCAGUUGUUAAGGAUGGAACUUUAGAUAUCCGCUUUCACUGGGCUGGGAAAGGAACAACAACAGCCCCAGUUAAAGGAAUUUACGGUCCUCUCAUAUCUGCCAUUGAUGUGGAAUCAGAAUUCAAGCCUCCUAAUGAGAUCAAGAAGAAGUUCAUUGUGGCUGGAGCCGUAGUUUUGCCAUUGCUCCUCAUUUUCAUUGUAAUGGGCACUCUUUGGUGGAAAGGUUGUUUAGGAGGCAGGUUAUUAAGGGAAAAAGAUCUUAAAGGGCUGGAUCUGCGAACUGGUUCCUUCUCUUUGAGACAACUAAGAGCUGCUACUAAUGAUUUUAAUUCAGCAAACAAGAUCGGAGAAGGUGGUUUUGGGACUGUAUACAAGGGUGAAUUGUUAGAUGGUACCAUUAUAGCUGUGAAGCAACUAUCUUCCAAAUCCAGGCAAGGAAACCGUGAAUUUGUGACUGAAAUAGGCAUGAUAUCUGGUUUACAGCACCCAAAUCUUGUAAAGCUUUAUGGAUGUUGUAUUGAAGGAAAUCAAUUACUUCUGGUUUAUGAGUAUAUGGAAAAUAAUAGCCUCGCACGUGCACUUUUUGGUUCAGAAACUAGCGAUCUGACAUUGGAUUGGGCAAUGAGACAGAAGAUUUGUGUUGGAAUAGCUAGAGGUCUAGCAUUUCUCCAUGAAGAAUCAGCACUCAGGAUUGUCCACAGAGACAUCAAAACGACAAAUGUCCUGCUUGACAAGGACCUAAACGCCAAGAUAUCAGAUUUUGGACUAGCUAAGCUAUGUGAGGAGGAGAAUACUCACAUUAGCACCAGGAUUGCGGGAACAGUGGGAUAUAUGGCUCCAGAAUAUGCACUCUGGGGUUACCUAACAGAGAAAGCUGAUGUUUACAGCUUUGGGGUUGUUGCUCUUGAAAUUGUUAGUGGAAGGAAUAAUGCCAAUUACAGACCGAAAAAUGAAGCUGUUUGUCUUCUUGAUUGGGCCUUUAUUUUGCAACAGAAAGGAAAUUUGAUGGAGAUAGUGGACCCAAGGUUGGAGAAUGAAUUCAACAUAGAAGAGGCUGAAAGGAUGAUUAAAGUGGCUCUUUUAUGCACCAAUGCAUCGUCAAUGCUAAGGCCAACAAUGUCAGCUGCACUGAGUAUGCUUGAAGGGGAAACAAGUAUUGAGGAAGUCACUUCAGAUCCUAGCAUUUAUGAUGACAUGAGAUUUAAACCCUUAAAGGACCAUUACCAGCAGAUGCAACGCCAGAGUUCAGGCAGAAGCCAAGCACCAAUUUUUUCAUCAGAUAACACAUGGGUUGGAUCUUCCACUACCACUGCAUCUGCUUAUGAUCUCUACCCUGUCAAUCCUGAGUCCAUAAAUUUAGAAGUUAGUGAAACUUCAUCCCUUUCACGGUAGUGUUGCUUCUCAUAAGCAAGGUAGUUUCGGAACUUCAUAUGGUUUAGGUACUUCUUAUUAUAUUGAUGUAACAUAAGUUUCUUCAUAUGAAACAAGUAAUAUAGGGAAUGGAAAAUUGUGAUGUGUAUGUAACUUAUUGAGCACACAAAUAAAUAUAAAAAAAAUUAUUCCAUAUAAAUAAAUUUUGCACCAUUAA